UGGUGCUGCGCGCUCUCCGUAGGCUCGGUCGCCGCCCGCGCCUGCUCUCGGGUCCCGUGGGCUUCGGGCCGGGUUUCAGGAGUCCGAGAAAGCAAGGUCUACAAGUUCGUGUGGAUUCGAAAAUUUAAAACCUCAUUAGCGCCGCGAAGAAAAAGCCGGGAGCCUCGCGGCCGAGCCUCGCGCCGCACGGUAGCUGCGUCCCCUCCCGGGCCGACACGCGUGGGACCUCCGACAGCCCAGAGCCUCUCUCCUCUCUUACCCUGGUCAUGGAAGGAGUAGAGGAGUCAGAAGCCGACUGCUCCGUAGCGUUCGCCGAGGCGCAGAGAUGGGUGGAGGCAGUAACAGAGAAGAAUUUUGAAACAAAGGAUUUCCGUGCCUCUCUGGAAAAUGGCAUCCUGUUGUGUGAUUUGAUUAAUAAGCUUAAACCUGGCGUCAUUAAGAAGAUUAAUAGACUAUCCACACCAAUAGCAGGUUUGGAUAAUGUAAACGUUUUUUUGAAAGCUUGUGAACAGAUUGGAUUGAAAGAAGCCCAGCUUUUCCAUCCUGGGGACCUACAGGAUUUAUCGAAUCGAGUCACUGUCAAGCAAGAAGAGACUGAUAGGAGAGUGAAAAAUGUUUUGAUAACCUUGUACUGGCUGGGAAGAAAAGCACAGAGUAACCCAUAUUAUAGUGGUCCCUAUCUUAAUUUGAAAGCAUUUGAGAAUCUUUUAGGACAAGCUCUGACUAAGGCACUUGAAGACUCUGGCUGCCUGAGCAAAAGUGGCCAGGACAGUGGUUACAGCAGUAGCUGGUAUCCUGACCGGGGAGAAUUUCCUGCUCCUCCAGGCAGCCAUAAGACGGAAGAUUCCUUUGAAAGCUUAGAUUCCUUGGGGUCUAGGUCACUGGCCAGCUACUCCUCGGGUAUCGUGCUGCGAGGAGGUCGUGAAGGUUGUGAAAGCGACACAGAUUCUGAGUUUACAUUCACAAUGCAGGAUUAUAACAAAGAUGAUAUGUCUUAUAGAAGGAUUUCAGCCAUUGAACCAAAAUCUGCUUUACCAUUCAAUCGUUUUUUACCUAACAAAAGUAGACAGCCCUCCUAUGUACCAGCACCCUUGAGGAAGAAAAAGCCAGACAAAAAUGAGAAUAACCGAAGAAGUUGGGCAAGCCCGAUCUAUACAGACGCAGAUGGGACAUUUUCAAGUAACCAAAGGAGGACUUGGGGCACCAGUGUGCAGAACUGGUCAACAGUUCAAGGAACUCCAAACUCUUCUCGUUAUUUGGAAGAGGAAGAAGAAAAGCCAACAGGCAUACCUAACAUUGUAAAGGAUGACCUUUAUAUGCGAAAGCUAAGUCCAAUCAUACCAAGCCCAGGGAAUUGUUUUGAUCAGUUUCUUCCCAAAUGCUGGACCCCAGAAGGUGUGAACUGGAAAAGAAUAAAAAGGGAAACUUAUAAACCUUGGUAUAAAGAAUUUCAGGGAUUCAGUCAAUUUUUAUUACUUCAGGCCCUCCAAACAUAUUCUGAUGACAUCUUGUCUUCUGAAACAAAUAUCAAAAUUGAUCCCACUUCUGGUCCAAGGCUCAUAACACGCAGGAAGAAUCUCUCUCAUGCACCAGGCAAUAGAAAAGAUGACCUUGAAAUGGCAGCUCUGGAUCCCGACUUAGAAAAUGAUGAUUUCUUUGUCAGAAAAAUGGGGACUUUCCAUGCAAAUCCAUGUGUUCUUCGAGCUUUUGAAGAUUUCAAAAGAUUCUCUGAGCAAGAUGAACCUGUAGAGCGAGAUAUAAUUUUGCAGUGUAGAGAAGGUGAACUUGUACUACCAGAUUUAGAAAAAGAUGAUAUGAUUGUCCGCCGAAUUCCAGCACCAAAAAAAGAAGUGCCUCUCUCCGGGGCCCCAGAUAGAUACCAGCCAGUCCCUUUUCCUGAUCCCUGGACUCUGCCUCCGGAAAUCCAAGCCAAAUUUCUCUGUGUACUUGAAAGGACACACCCAUCCAAAGAAAAAAGUAAUAGCUGUAGAAUAUUAGUUCCUUCAUAUCAGCGGGAGAAAGAUGACAUGAUGACUCGUAAGAUCCAGUCUUGGAAACUGGGCACUGCUGUACCUCCCAUCACCUUCACCCCUGGCCCCUGCAGUGAGGCCGAUUUAGAGAAGUGGGGGGCCAUUCGAGAGGCCAGUCGUCUUAGGCACAAGAAGAGGCUAAUGGUGGAGAGACUCUUUCAAAAGAUUUAUGGUGAGAAUGGGAAUAAGUCCAUGAGUGAUGUCAGCCCAGAGGAUGUUCAGCACUUGCGUCAGCUGCGUUAUGAGGAGAUGCAGAAAAUAAAAUCCCAAUUAAAAGAACAAGAUCAGAAAUGGCAAGAUGACCUUGCAAAAUGGAAAGAUCGUCGGCGAAGUUACACUUCAGACCUGCAGAAGAAAAAAGAAGAGAGGGAAGAAAUUGAAAAGCAGGUGUCAGAGAAGUCUGAGAGAAGCUCCAAGACGUUUAAGGAAAUGCUGCAGGACAGGGAAUCCCAAGAUCACAAGUCUACCAUUACAUCUAGGAGGAGGAUGUACUCUUCUGAUGAUGUAUUGAAUGAUGAACGACCUGCUACCUUGAUUCUGUCAGAAGCCCGUUACCAGAGUGAGAGAGUGGAAGAGAAGGGAACAACUUAUCCUGCUGAAAUUCCUAAAGGAGAGUCUACAACUCUUACAGAAAGGCAGGACAGUGUAGCAACUGAAAUUCAGCUUCCUUCUAAAAGCUUCACGGAAGAACAACGCCCGGCCUCUUUGUCUUCUCAGCAUUCACUGAGUACACAAAUGGAGCCAACUCGAAUUUCAGCUUCUCUCCCCAGAAGUUACCAGAAAACUGAUACAGUCAGGUUAACAUCUGUGGUCACGCCGAGACCUUUUGGCACUCAGUCAAGGGGAAUCUCACCACUCCCCAGAUGCUAUACGAUGGAUCCUGGUUGGAAGUACAAUGGAAAUGUUGAUGGUGUUAAGACAUCUGAGAACAAUUCGUUCAGCCUCCCUGCCCUAAAUCCUGACACCUGCCAACUUGCUUCGAGCUUGUCCAGUGAGAGGGAGGCAGUCCCAGAGGAAGGUGUGGUGAGGCUGCCUCCUCCUACACCCCCAUUCUCACCUCUCUCCCAAGACCUGGCUCCUGCUUCUAUAGACACUCCGUCUUUGACAUCUGGCCCUAAUUUAAUGUCUGAACCCGAAGAAGGCAGAAGCUCAUCACAGAGAGAGCUCCCAGGGUCUCAGGAUCAGUUCAGUGAUAUGAGAAUCAGCAUAAACCAGAAGCCUGGGAACAGUGUUGACUUUGGGUUUACAAUAAAAUGGGAUUAUUCCAGAAUCUUCAUAGCAUCAGUUGAAGCAGGUAGCCCAGCAGAAUUUUCUCAGCUGCAGGUAGAUGAUGAAAUUAUUGCUAUGAACAACACUAAGUUUUCAUAUAUGAAUACAAAAGAGUGGGAGGAAACAAUGGCUAGUGCUCAAGAAACUGGAACCCUAGUGCUGGAUAUCAGGCGUUAUGGAAAGUCAGACUGGGGCAAAGACCAACCUUUCCUGCCAUUUUCACGGCAUAAAACCCUCAAUCUCACCAGUGUGGCUACCAAAAUUAUAGGUUCACCUGAAACAAAAUGGAUUGAUACAACUUCUGGAAUUUACAAUUCAGACAAGUCUUCAAAUCUAUCAGUAACAACUGAUUUCUCCGAAAGCCUUCAGAGUCCUUAUACUGAAUCCAAAGAAAUCAAUGGAAUUCAUGAUGAAAGCAACAAUUUUGAAUCAAAAGCAUCUGAAUCCAUUUCUUUGAAAAACUUAAAAAGGCGAUCACAAUUUUUUGAACAAGGAAGCUCUGAUUCUGUGGUUCCUGAUCUUCCAGUUCCAACCCUCAGCACCCCAAGCCGCUGGGCAUGGGAUCAAGAGGAGGAGAGAAGGCGGCAGGAGAGAUGGCAGAAGGAGCAGGACCGUCUGCUGCAGGAAAAGUACCAGCGUGAGCAGGAGAAACUGAGAGAAGAGUGGCAAAGGGCUAGACAGGAGGCCGAGAGAGAGAAUUCCAAGUACUUGGAUGAGGAACUGAUGGUCCUGAACUCCAACAGCAUCUCUAUGAGCCCACGGGAGCCUGCUCUUGCCACCUGGGAAGCCACAUGGAGUGAAGGGUCCAAGUCAUCUGACAGGGAAGGGACCCGAGCAGGAGAAGAGGAAAAGAGGCAGCAGGAAGCAGAUGCUGUUCAUGAGGACCAAAGCCCAAAGCUGCAGGAGCAGCUCAUUCUUGAGAAGGAACAGAAACUGAGGGAGCAGCAGGCCCAGGAGGAGCAGGAAGAGAGGCAGCGUGAGGCUGAAGCUAAAGCACAGAAGCCCCUGGCUGAGGAACGGAUGCACCAAGCAGAGAGAGAAAGGGAAACUUCAGUCAAAAUAUACCAGUACAGGAGGCCUGUCGAUUCUUAUGAUAUACCCAAGAAAGAGGAAGAAGAAUCUUCAGGUUUGCUUCCUACUGAUAGGACUAAAUCCAGAUCUACUACUGAACUGAAUGAUUACCCCACAAAUAAAAAUGGAAGCAACAAAUACUUAGACAGAAUAGAAAGCACUACCUUUUCACAGAGGAGCUCCAAGAAAGAUCAAGGCCCCUCAGGAGCAGAGUUGGAGAGACAGCAAAUCCUUCAGGAGAUGAGGAAGAGGACAUCCCUUCACAAUGACAACAGCUGGAUCCGGCAGCGCAGUUCCAGUGUGAAUAAAGAGCCUAUCUGUCUGCCUGGAGUUAUGAGAAGAGGGGAGUCUCUAGAUAACCUGGACUCACAGCGGUCUGAUUCUUGGAGACAGUCCCCUUGGCUCAAUCAGUCUUCGGGAGUCUAUGCUUCUUCCUCCGUUCAAGACUUCAGUCGCCCACCUUCUCAGUUCCUGUCCACGUCAAACCGUGCCUACGUGCGAAACCCAUCCUCCAGUGUGGCCCCUCCUCCUUCUGGCCCAGGGAAGCCGGCUGCCACUAUGCAGUCUGCCACCCUGCCUGGCCAUUCCACUUCUCCUUCACAGCCGGGCUCUCAGCUCCGCAACAGGUCAAUCAGUGGGAAGCGUGUGUGCUCCUACUGUAAUAACAUUCUGGGCAAAGGAGCUGCCAUGAUCAUCGAGUCCCUGGGUCUUUGUUAUCAUUUACAUUGUUUUAAGUGUGUGUCCUGUGAGUGCGACCUUGGAGGCUCUUCCUCAGGAGCUGAAGUCCGAAUCAGAAACCACCAACUGUACUGCAACAACUGCUAUCUCAGAUUCAAAUCUGGACGGCCAACUGCCAUGUGAUGUAAGCCUCCACUUGAAAGCACUGUUGCAGAUAGAAGAAGAGGUGGUUGCUGCUGAUGUAGAUCUAUAAAUAUAUGUUGUAUGUCUUUUUUGCUCUGUUUUGUUUUUUUUUUAAAGUAAUUUGAGGGGCUUUAUUAGACUAUCUGGGAACACUGUAGUCUCAGUAGAACCAGUAUUUUUGAUGUUUAUUUAUAAGAAGGAAAUUAUGUGUGGGGGAAAAGUGCAGUAUUCACUUAUUGAAUUUAGCAUCUGAAAAGCACAAGAGAAAAAACAAGAAUUGAAAAAUAUUUUGAGGUGGAUAACCUAGUUUGUUUGACUCACUAGUGGUGUUUUGAGGAAGGUAUUUUAUGUUUUUUUAAAGUUCUUAAACAUUAUUUGGAAUAGAUAAUAUAAAUAUGUAGUUGCACCUACUCUGUUUAUUGUAAUGUAUACUAAGUUACUUCAGGAGCAUAUAAAAUUUUUCAUUUAAAUCCACCCUAAAUUUGCUUUCUGUAUCCUUUCUACCUAUGUAACAUGAUGAAAAAAAUAUUUAGCUUAUGUAACAUUUAUUUGCUUGAUGAUGGGAGCUCUGUUUUCUUCUCCAGAACUGUUGCUAAGUAAUUCCUGAGUAGAAAUUGUUUGUUUUCAUAAAUGGAAAAUAACCAUGGUUUAUUUA
Fukomys damarensis (Damara mole-rat) is the source of this 5886-nucleotide messenger RNA. RefSeq names its product LIM domain 7 (gene Lmo7). The transcript has 31 exons. NCBI's taxonomy places the organism in Eukaryota, Metazoa, Chordata, Mammalia, Rodentia, Bathyergidae. Gene Ontology annotation, biological process: regulation of cell adhesion; regulation of signaling. The record is from RefSeq and is a predicted model, not a curated record. The coding region runs from base 267 to 5231 and encodes 1654 amino acids. Gene Ontology annotation, molecular function: protein binding.